Messenger RNA from Ilex paraguariensis (yerba mate), 462 nucleotides. NCBI's taxonomy places the organism in Eukaryota, Viridiplantae, Streptophyta, Magnoliopsida, Aquifoliales, Aquifoliaceae. The record is from the annotation of a GenBank genome assembly.
AUGGGGCUGUCUUUCACGAAGCUUUUUAGUCGCCUGUUUGCUAAGAAAGAAGCUCGCCUUCUUAUGGUUGGUCUUGACGCUGCUGGAUUUAUUGUGGAGACUGUUGAGUACAACAAAAUUUGCUUUACUGUAUGGGAUAUUAGUCAUCAGAACAAUGAUGAAUUAAUAGAUGCUAAGUUGCUUGUGUUUGCAAACAAGCAAGAUCUUCCCAAUGCGAUGACUGCUGCUGAGAUCACUGAUAAGCUUGGCCUUCAUUCUCUCGGACAGCGAUGCUGGCAUAUCCAUAACACAAGUGCCAUAUCUAGAGAAGGGCUAUACGAGGGACUGGAUUGGCUAUCAAACAACAUUGCUGACAAGGGCGAGCACCAUGAGCUGAGUUUACAAGAAAUAGAAGGGAGAAAUUGUGUCCUCCUCCUAGCCCAGCCCCUAGGGAUUGGAUUGCAAAUGGUGAGUGAGGUAUGA